This is a messenger RNA of Thermochaetoides thermophila DSM 1495, 1203 nucleotides long. RefSeq names its product DNA-directed RNA polymerase III-like protein. NCBI's taxonomy places the organism in Eukaryota, Fungi, Ascomycota, Sordariomycetes, Sordariales, Chaetomiaceae. Gene Ontology annotation, cellular component: RNA polymerase III complex. The coding region runs from base 1 to 1203 and encodes 400 amino acids. The record is from RefSeq and is a predicted model, not a curated record. The transcript has 2 exons. Gene Ontology annotation, biological process: transcription by RNA polymerase III.
AUGGCGACUGAGAAUGCUGCAGACGACUCGGCUAAGCUUCAGAUCCUUAAAGAUGCGCUCUACGAAGAAAUAAGACAACAUGGCUCAGAAACACGCUUGUUCACACAAAAAGAUCUUCUAGACCUCAAUAUCAUUCCUAACAACAAUGUAAUGCUUCUGGUCAAAGUUGUCCAGGGGCUUUGUAACGACAAGCUCCUGGUCGGCACAACAAACCACCAUGCUGGUCUCGCAUGGAGAUGGCGCAGCCGGGAGGAAGCAAAGAAGUACCUAUCGCUCCCCAAUGACGAGACCAUGAUGGUUUAUUCCAUCAUUGAUGAAGCUGGCGCCGACGGCAUCUGGAAUCGGACGAUCAAGAAUAAGCUUAACAUGCAUGAGUCUGUGGUAAAGAAUUGCAUCAAGUAUCUUGAAAGCAAGGGGUAUAUCACGGCCAUGAAAAACGUCGAGCACCCCAACAAGAAGAUGUACAUCAAGGCCAGCUUGCGGCCCUCGGAACGGGCAACUGGCGGUCCCUGGUUCACAGAAGGAGAGUUGGACACUGCCUUCAUUCAGGAGCUUGAAGGCAUUGUUUUUGAGUACAUCAAGACAAAAAGCGCAUAUCGCGGGUCACAGCCCCAGCCGGCAUCUGCGCCAAAACGUGGGGCCAUCGUGGGCGAGCUGCGUGGGACGAAGCGUGCAGCGGCAGACAUUACCAACGAUGACAGCACAGCAGCUCCUUCCUCUCGCAACAGCAAAUCCUUCCGGACCGUUUUUCUCCCAAUGCCCGCUGGCUACAAGCAUUACCCUACGGUUGCUGAGAUUGCCAAGUUCAUCCAUGAUACGGGCAUCACCAACAAUACCACCCUGGGCGAAGCCGAUAUCCAGCAGUUAGUGGACGUACUGCACUAUGAUGGCUUGAUCGAGCCUGUUCGUGUGAACCGGCGUAAAGGCUAUCGGGUCACCCGCGCUAUGAGACAGGAUACUGUUCCCUUCCAUAAGCGGCAGAAGGAUCGUGAGGCAGGUAUUGGGUUGGACCAGCCUUUGGUUGUUGGUGCAGAACCACUCAGUAAUGCCCUUACCGAGGCUCCUUGUGGGCGGUGCCCUGUUUUUGAUUUGUGCGAAGAGGGGGGUCCGGUAAGUCCAAGUAAUUGCGUCUACUUUACCAAGUGGUUAGACUUGGAGGACGUAGCAACAGCAGCGGCCCCUGUUGCAUCUUUACCUCCGUAA